CUGUUCUCGUGUUCUUAUCUGUGGAACUGGACAUCACAAACUUAGGACAUUACCUCUUACAGCAAAAAUGUUGAUACCAGUAGUGGUGUUGCUCAUAUCCGUAUUUGCGGAAACAACACAAUCCGAGUACUGUGCAUGCAUGCAAAAGCACGCUUCGAAACUUUUAUGCGCAAACGUCGACGUUACUUCUGCUAAAAGAUUGGAGGACAGCCGAGGCUUCCGGGUUAUAAAAGGAAGUUGUUACGACGCUUUAUCAGUGCAAAAACGUUUGUUUUUGGAUGGGGUGUCUGUCAAUACUCCUAUAGGAAGUGUAGGUGUUGAUCAGAAUGGUGUCUCGGCGAGCGCUAACGUAGGAAUUGGAAACAGCUCUAUUGGCGGAAGCUUUAAUGCUGGCCCAAGCGGUGUUAGCGGAAGUGCUAGUGGAACUGUAAACACAGGGUCUGGUUCCUUGAGUGGCAAUGUCAAUGCGGGCCCAGAUGGAGUAAAUGGUGGUGCUAGUGGAACAUUAGAUCUAGGCACCGCUGGGUCAUUGAAUGGUAAUGUAAAUGUAGGGCCUAGUGGUAUCAGUGGUGGGGUAGGCGGUUCUUUGAAUACCGGUUCUGGUAGUGUGAGUGGCGGUGUAACGAUAGGCCCCAACGGAGUCAGUGGAAGCGCCAGCGGUUCUCUGAACACAGGAGCAGGUUCUUUAACUGGUAAUAUUAAUGCCGGUCCAGGUGGAGUGAGUGGUGGAGCAAGCGGUACAAUAAAUACAGGGUCUGGUACCCUUAGUGGGAAUAUCAAUGCUGGUCCUAGUGGUGUUAGUGGUGGAGCUAGUGGUACAUUGAAUACAGGGUCUGGUACUCUUAGUGGGAAUAUCAAUGCUGGUCCUAGUGGUGUUAGUGGUGGAGCUAGUGGUACAUUAAAUACAGGGUCUGGUACUCUUAGUGGGAAUAUCAAUGCUGGUCCUAGUGGUGUAAGUGGUGGAGCUAGUGGUACAUUAAAUACAGGGUCUGGUACCCUGAGUGGGAAUAUUAAUGCUGGAUCCGGAGGGGUCAGUGGAAGCUUAAGUGGUUCCACUAACAUUGGUGGUGUAGGUAUUAGUGGAAACUUAAAUGGAGGACCGGGGACUGGUUUAUCUGGCGCACUGAGUAUCAACUCUGGUGGAUUGGGAUUGAACAUGGGUGGAUCUGGAGGAUCGUCAUCUUCCAGUGGAUCAUCAUCCUCUCCCAGCGGAUCAGCAUCUGGUGGGUCCAAUCCUAUGAGUAACUUUUACCAAUUGAUGAUGCAAGGUCCCAAUGCCAUGAUGCAAGCCUUUCAGAGUAUGAUGAGCGGAUCAUCGUCCUCAGGUGGCCCUGGAUUCAAUGCGAUGACAUUUAAUCAACAAGUUGGAGUUAAUGCAUUCAUGCAACAAAUGCAACAGCAAGGUUAACCUCUGUAAUAAAGAAUAAAUACUUUAAUUGAAA
Molecule: messenger RNA, 1442 nt
Organism: Magallana angulata
Lineage: Eukaryota; Metazoa; Mollusca; Bivalvia; Ostreida; Ostreidae
Exons: 5
Coding region: 68-1408 (446 amino acids)
Source: RefSeq, a predicted model, not a curated record